AAAUCCUUUCACGGCCAUUAAACUACGCAAAUCUCUUGAAUGGGAUUCUUUUGUAUAAAGCUAAGCCGCAGGCUGAUGAGUUGGCUAAUGUAACUGUCAGUCGGAAGAAACAAUGAGAACACUUAUACAUUUAUUCUGAUACAUGAAUCAAAAGAUACUUAUCAGCUGAAAGAGUCACAUCAGGGUCGCACUCAGAGUCACGUCCAAUAUCUUGUUAGUGUUAUGAAAAAAUAACUCUUCGCCGACGGCGAAGAUUCGGGGCCGCAGUUACGAAGAUAAGCAAGACUGGUAAACUAUUCCACAAGGCAACCAGAGAGUGAGAAUCAAGGAUCAAUAAUAUUUGGGUUGCUCCAAAGCUUACCAUCCUCACAAGGUACACAGGGCGGCGUCUUGACCAAAGUUACGGUGUUUUUGGGAGUCUAAUAACCGUGAAUCAAUCAGUCAUUUGACAAGAAAACUCAACAAGACAAAGAAAAAGCAAACUGAACUUGGGCAUUAGUUGAUUACACAAACAGCAACAGCACGCUGACUUCCGAGAAAAAUCCCUUAGCAAGGAAAGUGUCAGGCCAUUAAUAACAGCCAAGCAACCUCCUCUUCCUUUCGUAAAAAUUGGGCCGGUGAAAUAUGAAUAACACAACUGAGCACAAUUUUACCAUAGACUUGGAGAAACAACUUUUUCUGGCCUAUUACGUCAUUUUGAUCGUUUUUACAGUAGCGGGAAACACACUGGUUUGUGUAGCCAUCUAUGUCGACGUGCGCCUGCGCAGUCCCACCAACUGGUUCAUUGCGUCACUGGCGGUCAGCGACUUGUUUUACGGGCUCGCUGGCCUACCAUUCCGAAUUGCGUCGAAUGUGACGCCGAUGACGAGCGUUGCGGUGUGUUCAGCCUGGAUCUGGAUGGACAUGGUGUGCGCUGCCGCCUCUAUGGCAAAUCUAGCGGUGAUAUCCGUGGACAGAUACAUGAAAAUAACCAAGCCGUUCUGUUACCAUAGAAACAUGACCAAGAAACGUUCUCUGCUGGCUAUAUGUGGAGUGUGGGUGUACGCAGUCACUUUGGCUACAUUCGCGAUCAUUAAGUGGCCCGGGGCAAAAGGAGUGGUCAUCGACCAUGACCACGGCCUUUGCCGCAACGACAACAAAGUGUUCUACACGGUAGCUAACAUAGUGGCUUUCCUGUCGCCGCUUGUUGUGGUCAUCGCUAGUUACUCCCUGAUCUUCCGCACCGCAUUAAUACAGUUCAACAAAAUGAAACACUUGAUUGUCAGCACUAGCACUAAAGAAGACAGGCGGAAGCAGAAGAGCGUAGUACGGGACUUCAAAGCCACCAAGACGUUAGCUGUGGUGCUCGGUACGUUCACCGUCUGCUGGGCGCCGUUUUUCAUUAUGUUCACAAUUUCUCAAUACGAUCCGUCUUACCUGAUGCACCUUCCGAAAGACGUUGCCAUGGCGUUCAUUUACCUGUUUUUCUUGAUUUUACCAAACCUUAACAGUGCUUGCAAUCCCGUGAUUUACGCGUACUUUAACGCCGAAUUUCGGCGCUCGUUUAGAAAGAUCAUGUGGUCUUCUUGUGAUGGACAAAACCAGGACAGCCUUAAAAAAAGAAGACGAAGUUCAGUAACGAGCUUUUUUCAAAUGACUUUCGCUCGACGCAACAGCCCUCAAGCGGUCGGAAACGACGACAAGAAUCACAACUCUCCCGACGAUGAGAAGGCUUUCCUCAAUGGGGACACCACAAUUACGCAAGUGUGAAGUGGCACCACGGACGGUCACGCAGUAAUUGCUUGAAGUGUAACGCACCAACGCGAACGGUCACGCAUGUACCAACAAUUUUUCAGUCAAGGGUAACGCAAUACAAGGAACAGUUAUACAGGAAUUACUAGACGUGUAACGCAACACCUCAAACGGUUACACAAUCAGCAUUUUCCAUUCGACAAAAAAUUCUGGUUUGACUUAACGGAAAUUUCCAGUGACAAAUGACACAAGAUUUUCCAGAAUUUCCGGAAAAGAGGACAACCUCGCGAGGUAUACCAAAAUUUUUGGUAAUUUCUUACCGGGAAUUUCUGUUCCUAGAAACUUAACCAGAAAAUUUCCGUACAAUUUCCCCCCAUUUCAAAAUUUUCGGAAUUUUUGGUUGAAUGGAGAGUGUGCAGAGAUUACUUUAACAUGGGAUUACCCAUAAUACUUACAUUGCAACGGGUAUGCGUUAUUGAUUGACUACGAAAAAAUGGUGAUUGCGUUACAAUGCCUUUGUAACACAAUAACACAAAAUUUAUUAACGUAAUAAAUUGAUUUAGCACACGGGGUGGUAAUUUACUUUAGGUAGCCCAAGGGUGGGUGCUUAUUGAAGAGGAGUAGCUCAUUAAGGACAGAGACUUAUUUCUUCCUCAACAUUCAGUACUUAACUCAAGAACUGUAACAAUGGACGCCCUGAUAGACAAUUAUGUUCAUUAUUAUAUAGCUAGCUCUGUGGGUGGGCAAGAUGAAUCAAAUCCUGCACUGUGAUUGGCUGCCCGGGCAGGCAAGAUGGAACUAUCUUGCCCGCUCAGGACUACCCGGCGUGUUUCACAAGAAAAAUUUCCUCGAAAGCCAUAUAAUAAUCCUUUAUUGACUGAGCUUGUCUAGUCAAGAUGGCUGGAUAUUGGCCUCGUUCUUUUUUGCGUGUUUAUGGACCUUGACUCCGUCUCAGUCCAUAAACACACAAAAAAAGAACUUGGCCAAUAUCCAGCCAUCUUGACCUCACACUUGGUCAAUAACCCUGAUAUAUUACAUUCACAUGAAAAAGCAAACCUCAUAAGGGAUGGACAAUUAUUAUUUUUUGUUUUUUGAGGGGGGAAGGGUUGGGGAGGUUGGGCAAUUUUCUGGCCAUGAAUGUUUUU
Messenger RNA from Orbicella faveolata, 2876 nucleotides. Its product is annotated as dopamine receptor D5-like. Lineage: Eukaryota; Metazoa; Cnidaria; Anthozoa; Scleractinia; Merulinidae. Gene Ontology annotation, molecular function: G protein-coupled serotonin receptor activity; neurotransmitter receptor activity. The record is from RefSeq and is a predicted model, not a curated record. Gene Ontology annotation, cellular component: dendrite; plasma membrane. Gene Ontology annotation, biological process: G protein-coupled receptor signaling pathway, coupled to cyclic nucleotide second messenger; chemical synaptic transmission.